UCAUGUACGUAAAACCAAUAUCUUCUCUCACUCAUGUAGGCAGAUAUUAUGUGCACAUCAUAAAGGACUUAAAUGUCAUUAAACAGAUUCCAGCUGGAUCCACUGUGCUUGUCGGUGGAUUUGGAUUAUGCGGUAUACCUGAAUGCAGCAUCAAUGCAUUGAAAGAGGCUGGAACUAAAAAUUUGACUGUAGUAAGUAAUAAUUGUGGAACAACCGAUUUGGGAUUAGGAUUACUUUUGAAUAAUGGAUAAUUGAAGAGAGUGAUUGCAUCAUAUGCAGGAGAGAAUCAUAAUCUAGCCAAGUAAUAUUUAAUAAGUUAACAAAUAGAUAAUACUUUGAUGGCACAUUAGAAUUGGAAUUAGUACCAUAAGGCACUUUGGCUGAGAAGUUGAGAGCUGCAGGUGCUGGUAUCCCUGCUUUUUACACACAUACUGGUACAGAUACAGUUGUUGAAAAAGGAGGAAUUCCUAUCAAAUACCACAAAGGUGGAGAUAGUGUAGAAAUAGAAUCUAAACCAAAACCUGUAAAUAUGAUUUUCUCAAUAUUAGGUUGAAUACUUUAAUGGAAAGAAAUACAUCAGAGAAGACUCUAUCUGGGGAGACUAUGCCAUUAUUAAAGCUAACAUGGCUGAUACAAAUGGUAAUCUCAAGUUCGUAGGGACAGCUAGAAACUUCAAUUAAGAUAUGGUGAAGGCUGCUAAGGUAGUCAUUGCUGAAGUUGACACUAUUGUACCUGUAGGCAGUUUUGGUUUCGAUGAAGCUCAUGUCAAUGGAAUUUAUGUGGAUUAUCUCUAUCAAGGAAAUAAUUACUUAAAGACUGUUGAAAGACUUGUUUAUGAUUAAAGUGUAUAUGACAAACAUAAGGGUAUGAUAUUCAUAAUAUUCUUUAGAUAUCAAACCAUAAGGAAAAUUGAGUCAAACCAGAAAUAGAAUUGCUAAAAGAGCAGCUUAAGAAUUUAAAGAUGGAAUGUAUGUCAAUUUGGGCAUUGGAAUUCCUACUCUCAUUCCAGCCUUCCUUGAUAAAAGCAUGACUAUUCAUUUUCAUACAGAAAUUGGAGCUAUUGGAGUUGGUCCCUAUCCUAAAUUAGGAUAAGAAUUAGGAGAUCUCUAAAAUGCAGGAAAAGAAUCAUGUACUCUUAAUCCUGGAGCUACUACAUUUGAAAGUAGUGAAUCCUUUGGUAUCAUCAGAGGAGGACACUUGGAUAUGACUGUUUUGGGAGCUAUGCAAAUUACUAAAUAAGGUGAUAUUGCUAAUUGGGUUAUUCCUGGAAAAAUGGUUAAAGGAAUGGGAGGAGCUAUGGAUUUGGUUGCAUCAGGAUCAAAAGUACUUGUUGUGAUGGAACACACUGCCAAAGGAGAAGUCAAAUUUGUUAAAGACUUACAAUAUCCAGCCACAGGAAUGAAUAAAGUUAGCUAAGUCAUUACAGACAAGGCUGUCUUUGUUAAAAGAGAUGGACAAUUAGUAUUAACUGAAAUAGCAGGUGAUACUACACUCGAGUGGGUCAGAGCUAAUACUGGAUUUGAAUUAACAGUUGCAGAUGACUUAAAAUCCUUCAAAGUUUGAU
Messenger RNA from Paramecium pentaurelia, 1564 nucleotides. Lineage: Eukaryota; Ciliophora; Oligohymenophorea; Peniculida; Parameciidae. The record is from the annotation of a GenBank genome assembly.